This is a messenger RNA of Leucoraja erinaceus (little skate), 3782 nucleotides long. RefSeq names its product leucine rich repeat containing 3B (gene lrrc3b). The record is from RefSeq and is a predicted model, not a curated record. Gene Ontology annotation, molecular function: protein binding. Bases 384 to 1163 code for a protein of 259 amino acids. NCBI's taxonomy places the organism in Eukaryota, Metazoa, Chordata, Chondrichthyes, Rajiformes, Rajidae. Gene Ontology annotation, cellular component: extracellular matrix. The transcript is spliced from 2 exons.
GUGGGAGCGGGAGGCGACCUGGUGGAACCACUUUAGAGUCCCACACCGUUGCGGUGGCCUCGCAGCUCAGUGAUGAACUAGACUUGUCCAGACCGCAGCCUCCCAGAGAUGCCAGUGCGAGGUGCGCCCCGCCACUGGAGUCGGGCAUUAAAUCGACGAGCUGUCUGCACGAAGCGGGGAUGUGACGACCAGGGAGAUCUGCCCUGCAUUCCUGCCGCAAAUGAGGCACCACUUUUGGAUAAAAUACCUCUAAAAGUCAUGUAAGUGGGCAGCGUGUGUGACCUGACCAAGAUGCCUGCGGUAAAGGAAAGAAUCAUGACAGUGCACUGGACACAUAUUGUUGGAUGAAGUAGCUGGCCAUGUGAUUAUGCAGACAUCCCAGCAUGAAGCUGAUGGACCUAUUCCUAGCUCGCUCUCUCUCCACGUAUUUUUUGCUGCAGAGUUUUGUGCUCUUGAUACUGUGCUUUCACUCCACCAGCAUGUGUCCUAAGGGGUGCCUGUGUUCUCACAUCAGCAGCUUAAAUGUAAGCUGCAGCAACGCAAACCUGAAAGAGAUUCCCAAGGACCUGCCCCCAGACACUGCCUUACUUUACUUGGACUCCAAUCAAAUCAGGUCUGUUCCCAAUGAAAUCUUCAAAGACCUGUAUCAGCUCAAAGUACUUAAUUUGUCCAAAAAUGUUAUUGAAUCCAUAGAGGAGCAGGCGUUCAAAGGGGUGUCGGAUACCUUGCAGACUCUUGAUCUUACGAACAACAAAAUUCGAAGCGUGCACAAAGACACUUUCAGUAAGCUCAAAGGCCGAGCCCAGAUUUCUGACAAUCCGUGGCAUUGUGACUGCACCCUCCAGCAGGUACUGCACGACAUGCCCUCCAAACAUGAAACAGCCGGCAACAUCAUCUGUGAGACCGCCGUACUGGAGCAACACACUGGCAAGUCCUUCCUCAAUGCUGCCAGUGAAGCUGACCUCUGUAACCUGUCGAAAAAGACAACCGAUGUGGCAAUGCUGGUCACGAUGUUUGGCUGGUUCACCAUGGUGAUAUCUUAUGUAGUGUACUAUGUGCGGCAGAACCAGGAGGAUGCAAGAAGGCAUCUUGAAUAUUUAAAAUCACUCCCAAGCAAGCAAAAGCAGCCAGAGGAAUUAGAUGACAUUAGUACUGUGCUAUAAUGAGGUGGGAAAUGCUUUCAUAAAAAGGGUUUGAAAUUGAGCUUAUUCUGUGGAUAUUUAAAUUAUCCCCACUCAGCAGAAAAGUAGACAGCAAGUCCAACACUUUAAUCAGUAGCAAUUAUGGCCAUGGGUUCCCUCGGUAUGAAGCAAAUGAGGGUGUUAGAAGCUUCAAAAAAAUCUUGUGAAUGAUAUUCAUGUAUCACAUGGCAUUCCUUAGUCUCAAAUUUUUAACGGAAGUAAAUUAAAACCUGUACUGACUUGAUGAAGGGAAAGACAUGCAAAGGCGAUAAGCAUCCAGUUGCUACAGUAACCACUUGCUGACAAUAAUCAGUUGAAGGUGGAAGAAUGUGCCAGGUCAUUUUUAGAACUCGUUGAUGCAUCACUGUGGACACAGUCUACCUGAGAGUUUAAUUUGAAUGAUAACGUUGCAAGGGUGUUUGCAAGUGACUGACAGAGGCAGUAAAGGUUUCUUGCUUCUCUGCUCACAUGUUUCGGGUUCUGCAGGUAGACAUGCUUGCAUCCCACCUGAGGUCUCACGGGAGCGUUUCUGCAUUUUCUGGCAACUCAGCUCGUCUCGGACUAGGUCAGCAGAACUCGGCCACUGUACCAGUUCCCGUCACAGCUGGGACAGCAUGCUGCUAUCUGCUGGUUGUGCAAUGCGAUCAGCCAAAGGCUGGGUGGGCAAGGGUUACACCGAGCUGAGAAAACAAAGAUCAAAGAAAGGGAAAGAUCACUGAGAAGGAGAAGACUAGGAAAGCUAUUUGUGGGAAACAUUUCCACCAAGCUGUCGAGUGAAAACAAACAGGAGGGAGGGACAGGAAUAGAUCUGGAACUCCACUUGCAGGAUAUCUGUAACAAGCUGAACCCUGUGGGUCAGUGGGCACAGCUAGCAAAGGUAAGGAUCAUAACCUUUGCAUAGUUGUCAAACUAAAAGUAGCACUAGAAUCAGAAUAAACUUUUGAUCACUGAUUAUCGUCACAAUAAGAAUCAUUUCUGAUUGUGUCAGUCUCAUCUUCUGCAUAAAUUCAUGUAAAGGACAAAAUUACACCUUAAAUGUUUGGUUCAUCCAGAAUAAAGUUUGAAUGUAAAGCCAAGAUCCACAAAAUAAUGUAAAAUAGCUUCCGGAAUAGAUAUUGUACCAUUUUGGAUGAAUUGUAUCCAGUUUUAAUUGGCCCGUGUCAAUGGACCGUCCCACCCUAUGAGAAUAUAAACUCGAGCUGGUGUGAAGAAAUAGCACACUCAAUAUCAAAAUUGAUACUGCACCUGUGCGUGCUGGUCUGCUGAGAGGCAGGCAGUUAAAUUCCUUACUGAUUUUAUUAUGUGGUAUUAUGGCAAAAUGAGGGCGGGUCUAUUGUAUCAACAAAAGGAGCUGGGUUUCUCUAUGACUUGCUUCCUGCAGCUCAUUAGUCCUUAGAUACAAAGUGAAAAUCUAGAGAUCUGUUUGUUGGAGUGCUGAGACCUGCAUAUAAGGAAUUUUUGAGCGGGAAUAUAACAUUCAGCCCCUUAAAACUGAAUAAAACUGUCUCUCAAAAACGGAGACAAAUGGAACGAUGGAUGCUGGAAUCAUAGAAACAUAGAAACAUAGAAAUUAGGUGCAGGAGUAGGCCAUUCGGCCCUUCGAGCCUGCACCGCCAUUCAAUAUGAUCAUGGCUGAUCAUCCAACUCAGUAUCCCGUACCUGCCUUCUCUCCAUACCCUCUGAUCCCCUUGGCCACAAGGGCCACAUCUAACUCCCUCUUAAAUAUAGCCAAUGAACUGGCCUCAACUACCCUCUGUGGCAGAGAGUUCCAGAGAUUCACCACUCUCUGUGCACAAUGCAUAGCGCUGGAGUAAUUCAGUCGGGCAUCAUCUGUGGAGGGAAUAGACGGACGGUAUUUUGGGUUGUCAAAAAUUUACUUUACUCCAAUAUUACAUCCUGGCAUAGCAAACGUCUAGUUAUCUCAUUUUCAGACUUUUAUUGACCCAGUAUCAACACAUUUUAGAGAAAAAUCCCAAUCUCAAUUUCCCUUAAUGUGAAAUAACCAAAUGGUUUUGUUUGACAUUUAAGAUGAUGCCAAGAUACUUUUAGUGCAUAUUCUAAUUGGAUGGUGUUAUCAUCAAUGGAUGUGGAGAAUGUAAGUUUAAGCAUCGCUCUACCAGUGCUCAUUCUCACAAUCAAAAUAGACACGCGAGUACAGCGCGACACUUAGCACGUGAGGCUGUAUCCUGUGAAUUGGUCACCAUCUGGUGUGAAAAAGAAAAUGCUAUUCUACCAAAUCAAUGGCAGCAUAUGGGACAGUUGUAACAACGGAGCAGUGCGCUUGUUUUAUGAAGGAGCUACUGAGAUGGAAAUGAGGGUGCUGAGCUGAGUUGAAACAGCACCAACAGAUAGCUCUCCUGACCCAGUAACGCUGACCAUUUUGGAUCUUAAGAUCAAGCACAAUCUAGUACCGAAUGAUCCUGAUCUCCUUUUUAAGUGCCUGAAAUCUGUUUUGCCUGUUUGUGCUAAAUCUUGGAUAAUUUCUGCAAGAAAAUACAUUUUGUUAUCUUUCAUCUGAUGUCUGUAGCAAAUGCAUUGUAUAUUAUAACAUUAAUAUUUUGUCCAGCUACCUUAUUUGUCAUACUUGUAUUGAGUCUUAGA